ACACACACAGACACACACCACACGCAGCGUAAACGCACAGUUCUGGUUUACAGGAACAACUGAUCGGGUUGAGGACAUCUGCCGUAUAAAUGUAAAGAGGAAGUAGCGAUGGAUCUCAGUGAAGAGGAGUCGGCCCCUCUGGUGAUCAGAGACCGGGGAGGCAGCCAGAGGUCCAGCUCAAGCACUGGUCCCAGUUUACAAGUACACCUCUACUUCCUCCCGACCACAAAGGAGGCCACAACGAUACAUAUUUUGUGUGGACAGAUCUCUGCUGAAAAUGUCUGCAUCCAAGUAGGCAAAAAAUGUGGAAUCUUACCAGUUUACCAAAGUCUUUUUGGUUUGGCGUCAGAUGAUCUGUCAUUUUGGUAUCCUCCAUCACACAUGUUCAACACAGAGGAAAACACAACAGUCCACUUUAGAGUCAGGUUUUUCUUUGGAAACUGGUUUGGACAAGGACCAAGAGCAUCAUACCGCUACAGUCUGACCCGAGGCAGAAUCACUCCAGUGCUUGACUACAGUGUCAUUGAGUAUCUAUUUGCUCAGCUGCGAAGCGACUUUAUUGCUAGUGAGGCAGGAGUGUCUCCACCUUUGAGUGCCCAAGAGGAAUGCCUCGGCCUUGCAGUGUUGGACUUGUGGAGAAUGGCUAAAGAGCGCCAUCAGAGUGUAAAAGAGCUCUGCAAGACUGUCAGCUACAAAUCGUGCCUUCCAAAGUCACAUCGCCACGAGAUCCAGAAACGAAACCGGCUGGAUCGUUACCGAAUCAGAAACACCCUCAAGUGUUUCUUAAAGAAGCUUGGCACCUGCUCAGUAGAUGAGUGCAGCUUGAAGCUCAGGUACCUGAUCGAACUGGCUGGCAUCGAACCUUCCAUGGGAAGCGAAACCUACCGAGUGAAUGUGUCUUCCUCUCAUUCGAAGUCAGCUUUCUCUCUUGUGCGGGUCACUGGAGGAACUGGAAUUCAAACCAGUGGAAGUUGUCCUCCUGAUGGUGUUCUGAAAGUAAAGGAUCUGAUCAUCUCAGCCCAGCUGACUGACUGGCAGACAUUCUGUGAUUUCAAAGAUAUCAUCGACGUCAGCAUAAAAAGGGCUUGCCAUGAGCAGGCUCCUCAAGACAGCAGGAUGGUGACAAUUACACGCAACGAUGACAGAUGCUUGGAGGCCAAGUUCCAGAGUCUCAAGGAGGCACUUUCAUUUGUGUCGCUCGUUGACGGCUACUUCAGACUGACCACAGAUUCAAGCCACUACUUCUGCCAAGACAUUGCUCCUCCAAGUCUUUUGGAAGGGAUCAAAAACCAUUGUCACGGCCCAAUCACAUCGGAGUUUGCCGUCAACAAGCUGAAAAGGUCAGGAUUUAAAGGUGGCACGUUCCUUCUUCGGCAGAGUCCCAAAGACUAUGACAACUUCUUCCUGACUGUUUGUGUUCAGACUCCCCUUGGACUUGAUUAUAAAGACUGUCUAAUCAUUAAGAAUCAGCAGUUCAGUCUUCCUGGUGUGCAGAAAACAUUUUCCAGCCUGAGAGAGCUCACCAGCCAUUACCAACACAACAAGCUCUUACUGGCUGAAGUACCUGUCAAGUUGGGCCACUGCUGUCCACCCCGACCCCAAGAGCUCACAAACCUGAUAAUCAUAAGCAACAGCAGCGCUGUAGAAGCUCAGGGGUCACCGACAACUGAAAGGACCAAAUUCAGUCACAUCCAGUUCCACAUGAUCAAAUAUGAAGACCUGCAAUGGGAUGAAAGCCUCGGUCAGGGAUCCUUCACUCGAAAUUUCAAAGGCUACAAAAUAGAUGUUCAUGAUGGGAAGAAGCAUGUGACCGAAGUUUUCCUGAAAGAGCUUGAUGUGGCUCACAAAAACUGCUGGGAGUCUUUCUUUGAAGCUGCCAGCUUGAUGAGCCAGAUCUCUCACAAACACCUCCUUCAUGUAUAUGGCGUUAGUGUUCACCGAGUAAAAAACAUCAUGGUGCAGGAGUUUGUCGAGUACGGGGCCCUUGACCUUUACUUGAAGAGGGGGACAUCUGUGUCAGUGAGCUGGAAACUUGACGUAGCCAAACAGCUCGCGUCUGUGCUGUUCUUUCUGGAGGAACAGAACAUCGUUCAUGGAAAUAUCUGUGCAAAAAAUCUGCUGCUGGCCAGAGAAGGAGACCCGUCACAAGGCAGCUCUCCUUUCAUCAAGCUGAGCGACCCUGGCAUCAGUGUGGUCAUGCUUGGCCAGGAUGUGAUCCUGGACAGGAUCCCCUGGGUGGCCCCUGAGGUGCUGGAGGCCCCGGACAACCUGACUCUGGAGUGUGAUAAGUGGAGCUUUGGUGCCACUGUGUGGGAUAUCUUCAACAAUGGAAACAACCCACUGCAAGGCUUGGAGCUGAAGCAGAAGCGGAAGUUUUAUGAGAACUGCCACCAGCUGCCUCCCUCCCAGUGGACCGAGCUGGCUGACCUCAUCAGUCAGUGUAUGGACUACCAUGCAGCCUUCAGACCUUCCUGCCGCAGCAUCCUUCGUCAACUCAACAGUCUGAUCACUUCAGACUAUGUGAUACUACACUCCACUGAGCCGGUCACACAGAGCCCUGCGUGGAGAGGCCUCAACCAGGCCCAACACGACCAGGCGCUGUUUGAGGAGAGACACCUACGCUACAUCUCCCUUCUGGGGAAAGGAAACUUUGGGAGCGUUGAACUCUGCCGAUACGACCCGCUGGGCGAUCACACGGGCGAGUUGGUGGCUGUGAAGAAGCUGCAGCCCAAUAAGCAGUCGACCCUGGAGGACUUCAAGAAGGAGGUCAACACCCUCAGUGUUUUCCACUGCGACUACAUCGUCAAAUACAGAGGAGUCUGCUACAGCGCGGGUCGCCUCAGUAUGAGUCUGGUGAUGGAGUACCUCCCCUACGGCAGCCUCAUUGGCUACUUGGAUAGUUACCGACAUAAUGUUAACACCAGGCGGAUGCUGCUUUUUGCUUCUCAGAUCUGUAAGGGGAUGGAGUACCUGCAGUCCCUGCGUUAUGUGCACAGAGACCUCGCAGCCAGAAACAUCCUUGUGGCCAGUGACACGCUGGUGAAAAUUGCAGACUUUGGACUGACCAAGAUUAUUCCUUUCGACAAGGAGUACUACCGAGUCACUCAGCCUGGAGAGAGCCCCAUUUUUUGGUACGCUCCUGAGUCCAUCAGUGAGUUCAAAUUCUCCCACAAGUCAGACGUCUGGAGUUUUGGAGUCGUUCUGCACGAGCUCUUCUCCUACUGCGACAUGAACUCCAACCCAAAGAGACUAUACAUGCAGGAGAUUGGACACAAUGUGCAGGGUCCAUCCAUUUCAGUGCAUCUGGCAAAUAUUCUGAAGACUGACUGGAGGUUGCCGGCUCCUCCAAACUGCCCGCCCAAGGUGUACGUUAUGAUGAAGGAGUGCUGGGGGUAUGACUUCGAGGAGCGGCCAUGUUUCUCCAACCUGGGAAACCAAAUUGAAACCAUCAUGCAGGACGAGAGAGAGAGCCUGAAAGGCUAACGAGGAGUCUCGGUGCAUCUCAUGGUUAAACUGAAGGUCGCCAAAAGCCCUUUUCCCAUGAACAAGGACUGAGGAGGAUCAUCAUGAACCUCCACAUAAGAGAAGAUUUAUUGAUCACGCAUGAGCAUGUUGUUGGGUAGUUUUUAAUCAAAAGCUGUUUUUGUUCCCAGUAUCAUUUAAAAACAAGCAGAUUUUGUGUAAAUUCCUGCCUCACCAUGACGGAGGCCAACAAAAGGCAGAUGAAAAAUAAAAGUUACCUGGAUGUAACUUCAGUUCUAUGAGUAUAUGUGUAAAAUCUCUCCCUUAACACACUUUUAGUCCUACUGUGUCCUAUGUAAGAUCUUAGCGUGGCUUAUUUCAUUGUGGCUUACUUGUGGUCAGAUACAUUAGAAUAGUCAUAACGUGUAGGAAGAAAAACUGUUUAAAUGCGCAAAAGCCCUCAUUUAAGUUAUUUUUGUCAAAUGAAUUAAAACAUAUUCAA
Messenger RNA from Acanthopagrus latus (yellowfin seabream), 3964 nucleotides. It is a transcript of the gene jak3, whose product is annotated as Janus kinase 3 (a protein tyrosine kinase, leukocyte). The coding region runs from base 109 to 3483 and encodes 1124 amino acids. Gene Ontology annotation, biological process: cytokine-mediated signaling pathway; peptidyl-tyrosine phosphorylation; hemopoiesis. Gene Ontology annotation, molecular function: non-membrane spanning protein tyrosine kinase activity; ATP binding; cytokine receptor binding. The transcript has 25 exons. The record is from RefSeq and is a predicted model, not a curated record. NCBI's taxonomy places the organism in Eukaryota, Metazoa, Chordata, Actinopteri, Spariformes, Sparidae. Gene Ontology annotation, cellular component: membrane; cytosol; cytoskeleton.